AUGGCGUCUGUUUCUCGCUGUCGACUGUCGAUAUCUUCUCUACGGAGGUGCACGAGUUUACUAUCGGUAAAUCAUCUGAUCUUUUUGCUUUUGUAAUAAAAGGAGCAUUCAGCUAAUUUUCUCAUGAUUUAAUAGGUACAAUCAAAGAAUCACGGAGUUCAGUCGACUAAAUGCAUGAGGACGAUAUGCUGUGGUGACUCUUUGCUGCAAGCUACCAAAACUAGUCUGUGAGUAUAAGCCGGUGAUUCAUUCGAAUUUCAUUCGUCUGUCAUUGUCCGUUUUUCAAAGAGGAAAUUUUGGGUUCUCCGAGUCCUCAAAGAAGAUUUCCAUUCCACUUCGCGUGGUCUAUUUUAACAGUGUUACAAAGUAAGCAAUAUAAGAGAGCUGCAAUAGAAGCUUUCAAUGUGUUAUGGAACACUGUUUGCUACUAUGAACAAGACGUUGGACGCUCGCGUCUCAAUAAUCUGAAAGUAGUCACUAGUGACUACUCUAACCUUUUAACUCCCAAGAGUGACCAAGACAGAAUUUUCCCCUUACAGUAUCAGUACAUUAUCGGGCAGAAAAGUGAUUAGAAUAAAGAAAAAUAUCAAUUAGGGGAUUAUAAGUUGAUCCAAUACCAAAUUCUCUAAACUAACAUCACAAGAACUUUACGGCAGACUGUAAGGAGAAUUACUAAUGAGACCGUUGGAGUUUAAGGAUUAAGGAAUUAAAAUUUGACAUACUUUCUGCUUCUACUGCUUGCCUUAUACAUACCAAUUUUGUUUUUACCUAGAAAUUGUAUAUAAUUUUCUAUGUUCAAAUACAAGUUUUAUGUACAUAACAUUUAAUUUUCUUUUUUCUUCUCACUACCCACAAGCUUGUGGCUUAAAAUAUUAUCGUGUAUAAGUAAAGGUCAUCUAUCAAUGUAUGUUCUCUGUAGGGGAACAUAAAUAUCCUUUUUUAUAUAGUAAGGUAAAUUACACACACAUUUUGAUUGGUCAUUACUUAGGAUCUAUUGGAGAACAGAUGCAUAAAUGAGAGCAUCAUUGAGAAUUCUUUGCUUCUGUAUUUUUUUAAAACAAAUGGAUUCCAUUUUGCCAUGGGUCUGUACAGUAAAAUAUCACAGUUGACAUCAAAAUGUGAUAAGAACAUCAGUACAAAUUCAGUUGCACCUCAUGUGCUGGUUUGUUGUUCUUACUACAUUUUGAUGUCAUCUGUGAUCUUCUACUAGGGAGAUGCAUGGCAACAUGGAAUCUAUUCAUCAAUUGUAUGCAGAGUAGGGUAGCAAAAGUUAUAAUCAAUUUUCCACUCAGUACGGUAGGUUUGCAUAAGUUAAUUAGGUGGCUGUGGUGUUUGAAAUGUUCUGGUUGAACUUUGGGCUUUGCUGGCUUUGUCAGUUGUCAAUUCAAGGUGCAACUGAGGAGACAAUAAUUAUUACAUUUACAGCAACUGGCCUACUAAAGAACCAAGUGGUGUAUGUUAGGACUGAAUCUCCAUUGAACGAUUCUCUUUAAAUUUGAUACUCAAGUCCAUAUACUCUUUGGGGAAAUUUGCAUACUUUAAAACAAAUAGAGAUCAUUGUACAGAUGCGAAAUUAAAAAGUAAAGGGAAAAAUAAAUUAAUUUAAUUAAUUUAAAGGAAAACAGUUCCACAGACAUGUGUCAUGAUACAGGAUAAAUUCUACUUACUUUAACUAUUCUGCUGUGUACCUGUGGCGAACAAGUUUUUUAGAUUUAAAAAAAUUCAUAUUUGCUUAUAUAACUUUAUAAUUUAGGGCACCAAUUGUUGCCAAUACUUAAUAUUGUCUUUGACCUAUUCACUUUCAGUGUUCAAGCUGCCACAAAGAGAUUCAGUUCUCAAAUCUCAAAAAAAUUUCUAGAAAAAUUUCCACCAGUCCUCGGCUGCAAUGUUCUAUCUGUGAUAGCUUCAGAAAACAUUGUUGGCUCAAGUGAGCUGGAAGAGGGUGCAGAAAGUGAAGAUGAAGCUACGAGUGGGAGAAAACGCAUAAUGUAUUCGCAUCCCUUGGAUGAUGUUCCAUAA
This is a messenger RNA of Pocillopora meandrina, 2019 nucleotides long. Lineage: Eukaryota; Metazoa; Cnidaria; Anthozoa; Scleractinia; Pocilloporidae. The record is from the annotation of a GenBank genome assembly.